Solanum lycopersicum (tomato) is the source of this 2717-nucleotide messenger RNA. Its product is annotated as transcription factor SRM1-like. NCBI's taxonomy places the organism in Eukaryota, Viridiplantae, Streptophyta, Magnoliopsida, Solanales, Solanaceae. Gene Ontology annotation, molecular function: DNA binding. The record is from RefSeq and is a predicted model, not a curated record. Gene Ontology annotation, biological process: response to gibberellin; response to salicylic acid.
GAAGUUAAAGUAUUGCCAAAAAAGGAAAGGGGUCAUUCUUUUUGAAACAGACUAAAAAGGAAACUAGGUCAUUCUUUUUGAAACAUAGGGAGUAUAUAUAUGUGUGUGUGAGAUUUCCUUAUGGUUGAAUGCAUUAUUUCAUAGGUUAUACAACUUAUCACUAUAGAUCGAUCACUCAGAAGUUUGCUUUGAUUGUGGUUUGUGAUCAUUAGGUUCUGCCAGUUGCGCUGACGUUUUUUUGGUACUCUUCUUUAACAUGCUUUGUGUUUAUGAAAGUUAACUUUUAGAGAUAUAAUUAUUUCUUUGAAGUAAGAUCUUUCAUGGCUUUCCAUAUUCGAUUUUUGUCAUGCUUUUGUAAAUCUUUCCUUUUUCGAUCUGCUUUAAUAUGCUUUUCCUUGAGUCGAAUGUCAAUUAAAAACGGCCUCUCAACCCCUUAAGGUAGAGGUAAGGUCUAUAUACGCUCUAUCCUCCCUAGAUCUUAGUUGUGGAAUUUCAUUGUGGUAUUUUGUUGGUUUUGAAAAUCUUCCCUUAUUCAAUCUGCUUUGAUAUGUUUUCGUUGAGCGGAGUGUGUAGCGGAAAUUGCUUCUCUGCCUCUCAAGGUAGGGGUAAGGUCUAUGCACAAAGGUAAAUCUUCCAAACCUGACUUGUGGGAUUACGUCGGUAUUUGUUGUUGUUGGUUCCGUAAAUAUUCCAUUCAAAAUGAACAAUAAUUUUCUAUUUCAUGAUGUAUAAAGGUAAUAACGACAAAAGAAAAUGUGCAUACAAUCACAGAUGGUUGAUUAUAUAUUGGUUUUGGGGUAGAUUCUGAAGAGUGAUACUCACCUACUCGUAUGUCAUGAGAUUCAUCUUGUUUCUAUCUCAUGAGGGAAAAAUUGUGUCAGCAUUUUCCGGGGUCUCCUUUUUAACAUGCUUUUAGUUGAAAGUUUAUGUGUAGAGAUUUGCGUGUUUCCCAAAAAGGAAAAAUAAGAAUUUUUUAGCUUUCCUUUUGAUUUCUUGUCCUGGAUAUAAUACAAUUUGUCUUUGCAUGUUCCCUAGUUUUAAGUGGUUAGAUUGUGUCACAAGACAAUGUGGGGUUUUCCUUUUCUUUUGAUAAUAUAUGUUGGAUUGACAGAAUUUCUUUCCCGUUAUGUGGUAUAAGGCCAUUUUUUGCGUCACUAAUAAGAACAAAAAUAUGUACUUCAGUGGUAUAAUUUUUUCUUAUCUUGAGACAAAUAGUUUUCUUCUUUGUAUUCAUCUUUCUUAUUAUAAAACCUUCCAUCCGAUCGAAAAGGUAAAGAAUUAUGAUGCUUUCAUAAAAUGCUUCGUGGGGACUUCUUUGGGUAGUAUACCACUUGUAUCUUCAUGUUUGCUCGUUUUUCCGGUCACAUAUUACUUCUCUUAGUAUUCAUAACUGAUUUAAAAGAAUACAUGUCUUGCUGCGAUUGUUUAUGUUUACUAAUUGUCAGGGGUUACAAAAAAAUCUUAUUAUAGAUGCUUGGUAAUUAUGGUUGUUUGUCAUAUAUUGACACUCAUCGGUUUUCUGAAUACGAUCUUCCCUUUUUCAUGCUUGAGCCUUCCCUUGUAGAUCUAAAAGAAAAUGAGCACCAAUAAGACAUGCAAUAGCUCCUUCUGGACUAGGGAGGAGGAUAAAAUCUUUGAGAAUACCCUAGCGAUCUACUUUAACAAUAACAAUCUAUUGAGGAUGAUGGAAGAAGCACUUCCUCAAAAAUCACUUCAGGACAUCAAGGAUCACUAUAAUAUACUCUUAGAAGAUAUCAAUGCCAUCGAUUCUGGAUGUGUUCCAUUACUGAAUUAUCUGGAAAUGCAAAGCAAUGCCAACCAAAAUUUGAAAGCAGACGCCAAAUGGCGAAGAGGGACUCCUUGGACAGAAGAGGAACACAGGUCAUUUCUCCGGGGCCUAGAUAUAUAUGGAAGAGGUGACUGGAGAAGUAUAUCUCGGCACUGUGUGAUUACAAGAACAGGAAUGCAGGUGGCUAGCCAUGCACAGAAAUUUUUCAAGCGCCUCGAAGCCGCCAACAAAGGGGAGAGAAGAGCAAGCAUUCUUGAUAUUACUAGUGCAGAUGCUGAAGCUGCUGGAACUUCCCAAGUUCCAAAAACCGAGGAUAUGAUUGGGCCAGCUUGUGGAGGAUCACAAGUAGUGCCAAACAUGUCGCCUCAAGAAAGUACCAAUGCUGAGCAGCAGAUGACAACAGUUGCUGAAGACAUUGAUGACCUAAUGACGGAGCUGGAGGACGCUACUGCUGCUAGCAGUGGAACUUACAGUCAUGCCAUCACUAGAAUUGGGAGUGAACUAGAAGCAUUACUCGCUGAGCCCAUGGAUGUAGACAACGCUAUUAGUUCCAUUUUUGAUGAUGAGAAAACACCAGCUUCCCGUUAUGCAGUUGUAGAGGCGGCUCCUCCUUAUUUACCUCCCUUCACCCCCUCAUCUAACACCACUGUUGAUGAUGAAGGCAUUUUUGAUACCGAUGACCUGUUCAUAGAUCAAAUGUUCUGAUUUCGUGGCGUGGAAGCUGUUUAUGUUGAUAUUAGUUGGUCACAACCAGAUGACUAUUAAUCUUGAUACUGCAUCUGUUUUUUUGAAGACUUGUUCCAUUAUACUAGACGAUAUUGCUCUUCUUUAUUUUCUCUUAAUCUGCUGCAGAGAGCAGGAUUAUGUCUAUCUUCAAAGGUUGAUUUUGGUUGAAUUUUUCAAUAAAAAAACUUUAGCAAUUCGAGUU